Molecule: messenger RNA, 2682 nt
Organism: Colletotrichum chrysophilum
Lineage: Eukaryota; Fungi; Ascomycota; Sordariomycetes; Glomerellales; Glomerellaceae
Exons: 3
Coding region: 1-2682 (893 amino acids)
Biological process (GO): ribosomal small subunit assembly; maturation of SSU-rRNA from tricistronic rRNA transcript (SSU-rRNA, 5.8S rRNA, LSU-rRNA)
Cellular component (GO): small-subunit processome; Pwp2p-containing subcomplex of 90S preribosome
Molecular function (GO): protein binding
Source: RefSeq, a predicted model, not a curated record
AUGAAGACCGAUUUCAAGUUCUCCAACUUGCUCGGCACGGUUUACUGCCAGGGCAACCUGCUCUUCAGCCCCGAUGGCACCCAUUUGUUCUCCCCCGUAGGGAACAGGGUCACUGUCUUUGAUCUUGUGAAUAACAAGUCUCACACUCUGCCAUUUGCGCAUCGAAAGAACAUCUCGAGAAUCGGCCUGACGCCCCGGGGAAACCUGUUGCUGUCAAUCGACGAAGAUGGCCAAGCUAUCCUGACGAAUGUCCUUCGCCGAAUCGCCAUUUACCGAUUCUCCUUCAAGUCAGCUCCCACCACGCUGUCAUUUGCCCCAUCUGGACGCCACUUUGCCGUUGGAUUGGGUCGCAAGAUCGAGGUCUGGCACGUUCCAUCCACCCCGGACGCCAACGCCGAAGGAGAACUCGAGUUCGCCCCCUUUGUGAAAUACCACACCCACACCGGCCACUUUGACGACGUGCGCCACAUCGAAUGGUCUAGCGAUUCGCGAUUCUUCCUUAGCACGUCCAAGGAUCUGACGGCCAGGAUAUGGAGUUUGACUCAGGAAGAGGGAUUCGUGCCCACGGUGCUCUCCGGUCACAAGCAAGCUGUGAUUGGCGCCUGGUUUUCGGAAGACCAGGAGACAAUUUACACGGUCAGCAAAGACGGCGCAGUUUUUGACUGGCAGUAUGUCGGAAAGCCGGUUCAGGACGAGGACGAGAUGGUUGACGUCGACGAGGACGAUAUGCGCUGGAGGAUAGUCAACCGACACUACUUCAUGCAGGGCAGCGCGCAUGUGCGCUGCGCGACCUUCCACCCCGAGUCCAAUCUUUUGGUGGCCGGCUUCUCCAACGGCACCUUUGGCCUGUACGAGAUGCCCGACUUCAACAUGAUCCACAACCUGAACAUCUCUCAAAACGACAUCGACUUUGUAACGAUCAACAAGAGCGGCGAGUGGUUGGCUUUUGGCGCGUCGAAGCUGGGUCAAUUAUUGGUCUGGGAAUGGCAGUCAGAGUCGUACAUCCUCAAGCAGCAGGGUCACUUCGAUUCCAUGAACUCUCUGGUCUACUCGCCCGACGGCCAGCGUAUCGUUACGAUCGCAGACGACGGCAAGAUCAAGGUUUGGGACGUCGAGUCAGGAUUCUGCAUCGUAACCUUCACAGAGCACACGAGUGGCGUGACAGCCUGCGAGUUCUCCAAGAAGGGCAACGUUCUAUUCACAUCUAGCUUGGACGGCUCAGUAAGAGCGUGGGAUCUCAUCAGAUAUAGAAACUUCAGGACAUUUACGGCCCCGACGAGGUUAUCAUGGUCCUGCAUGGCCGUCGACCCCAGCGGCGACGUCGUCGCUGCUGGAUCUCUGGACUCUUUCGACAUCCACAUCUGGUCUGUACAAACAGGUCAGCUCCUGGACCAACUGUCAGGACACGAAGGACCUGUGUCCGCUUUGGCCUUCACGCCAAACGGAGACUCUCUCAUCAGUGGCAGCUGGGACCGCACCGCAAGAGUGUGGUCCAUCUUCAACCGAACACAAACAAGCGAGCCUCUGCAGCUACAGGCCGAUGUGCUCGACAUCGCCGUGCGCCCCGACUCGCUGCAGCUUGCCGUCUCAACGCUGGACGGUCAGCUGUCGUUCUGGUCUAUCCAGGAUGCAGAGCAGGUGUCAGGUGUAGACGGCCGCCGCGAUGUCUCUGGUGGUCGCAAGAUCACCGACCGCAGGACAGCAGCCAACGUGUCAGGCACAAAGAGCUUCAACACGAUUCGAUACAGCACAGACGGCAGCUGCUUGCUGGCUGGUGGCAACAGCAAGUACAUCUGCCUUUACUCAGUCCACACGAUGGUGCUUCUCAAGAAGUUCACCGUCAGCGUCAACCUGUCCCUCUCCGGAACGCAAGAGUUCCUCAACAGCAGGCACCUCACCGAAGCCGGCCCUGACGCCAUGCUCGACGACCAAGAGGCCUCCGAUCGUGAGGACAGAGUGGACAACACCCUCCCAGGCUCUAAGCGCGGCGACCCUUCCUCGAGGAAGAAGCAGCCCGAAGUCCGCGUCUCCGGCGUCGCCUUUGCGCCUACAGGCACAGCCUUCUGCGCCGCCUCCACAGAGGGCUUGCUGAUUUACAGCCUCGACAACCUCCUGCAGUUCGAUCCCUUCGACCUGAACAUGGAAAUCACACCCGCCUCCACCCUCGCCGUCCUCGAAAACGAGAAGGACUACCUCAAGGCCCUGGUCAUGGCCUUCCGCCUCAACGAGGCCGGUCUGAUCAAGCGUGUGUUCCUCUCAAUACCGCACAGCGAUAUCGCCCUCGUUGUUGAGGACACGCCAAUCGUCUACGUCCCGAGGUUACUCCGCUUCGUGGCUGCGCAAACAGAGGAGACGCCGCACAUUGAGUUCUGUCUGCUCUGGGUCAAGGCGCUGGUCGAUAAGCACGGUGCCUGGCUCACGCAGCACCGAGGCAAGGUCGAUGUUGAGCUGCGUGUUGUUUCGAGAGCUGUCGCACGAAUGAGGGACGAGAUUAGGAGGCUUGCGGACGACAACGUGUAUAUGGUGGAUUACCUGCUUGGCCAGGCCAGUGAGAAGGAGUCGAGCGGUGUGAAGAUGCUGGAUCUUGCGGCCUACGACGCACCCAGCAAGACUUUGGCGAUUGGAGACGCGGAGGAUGGCAAGAGCGAGUCUGAUGGUGAGGGUUGGAUUGGUAUGGAUUAG